AUGUUCGAAAUUGUGCCAAGAUCGGAUGCAGCAUCGUUUCAAACGGGCUACCUGGGCGUCAAUGGACUUAGUGCUUGGAUCAUAGGAGAUGUUUUGACGAAACUGGAUGUAUCAGAAACAGAAGCUUCGUAUUUUGAAAAAUGUACAGUGUCUUGGAGUGCUGCUGAACGUGUCAAGAACAACAAAGCGCUGCAAUUGUAUCAUGACGAACAAGUUAUUUGGAAUCGAAACGAUGAUGCAAAAGCUCGUAUCCCCUCAAUCCUUCCAUUCCAGUUCGAGCUGACGGAUGAUCUGCCGCAAUGCUCGCAUGUACCGGGUUGUCAGCUUACCUACCAGAUCAUGGCUCACCUGCACCAUACGCAAGGACGUGACUUACAUGCAGAAGCCCCCUUUCAUCCUCGAAGAUACAUCAUGUCUGGGUGGAAUUCGCUCCUCGUACAUGCAAAUGCUGGCCAAGGCCAUGCUGCAAGCCGGAAUAGUGGCGAAGUGGAGUACUCGUUAGAUCCGGUGCAAUGGAAAAUGAACACGGUUGCACCAGCAUACUUUUGGUUGAAUCGGACCAUUAUUCGACAUGUGGAUCCUCUUCGGCUACAAGCUCACAUCCCACCCCCUUCUGAAUUGCUUGUGGUAGAAAAAGGGUUGCAGCUUCAAAGCGUCUCUGCCCAUCUCACGCGCAUCAUACAAUCACAUCCGCAGGGAAGAGUAUACUCGGACGAAAAACUCUUGCAGUACUUGUCCGAUGCGGAGCCAACAGAAAUUUCGCGUGUCACUUCACAGUCACAAUUAGAUGAAGAUGCGGUUCAUCCUUACCUCCGUCAACAUCAUGUUGCCUACACGGGAAAAUCAUGUCGAUUUCACUCGAAGCGGCCUAUUCAUUUAUGCUUUGCUCUUUUUCCCGGAAGUAUAUUAGGGAGUGCACUGGCUGUCGGAGAGUCAUUCAAUCUGCUAGCCACAAACCAUGAACUUGGAGGUGACAUGAUUUGCGAAUCUAUUACACAAGAUACCGCGUUACAAAAUGUGCGCUUUGUUUUGACUAUUCGCGUUGUCAUCAAGAAUGAGAAAGGGGAUCAUCGUGACAUCGUGACGCGGAAGUUGAUCAAAAUACUUCCUAGUCCUGCUGGUACCAGUUCAACUCUGAAUACCUCGAAUCAGGCACACGGUGAACCGGAAAAGCCAUAUUCCACUGCUUCUGGAGAGUCUCUUCCCCAACAAGUAUUAGAUGCCUUUGCGCAUCCAAAUGAAUACGAUGGAUACGAUGACUCAAUUCAAGAGGGCAACUCAAUGCGGGCGAUGACGCUGACGAACCCAGUAGCUUUUAAUCAACUCUCCCGGAAUACAUCGACCGUCGAGAUUAUGUGCAAUUUACACCUGCUCUCUCUUCCAUGCAACAUGACAGUCAUUGCAUCACCGGAGUAA
Malassezia globosa CBS 7966 is the source of this 1416-nucleotide messenger RNA. RefSeq lists its product as uncharacterized. NCBI's taxonomy places the organism in Eukaryota, Fungi, Basidiomycota, Malasseziomycetes, Malasseziales, Malasseziaceae. The transcript has 3 exons. The record is from RefSeq and is a predicted model, not a curated record. The coding region runs from base 1 to 1416 and encodes 471 amino acids.